CUGCCGUUUUCUUCAGACGACCUCCCUGUUCCAAAACACCACCCUUUCAGAUUCUCUCUCAAUCCGCCCCUCAAACCUUCCCUUGACACAACCAGAUUCUUAACACCCACUGAUUCUCUCCGAUGACGACGUACCGCCUCAGAACCUUCAUGCGCAACACUGCGCCGUUCCCGCUCCGCCGGCUCGCCCCUCCCUCCCCCUCGCCGUCCUCCGCCGCAAGCCCUGGGCCGCGGGAGGGUGAAUCCGGCGCCGGAAGCGCCGUAUACCGGCACGCCCUCCGAUUCCAGAGGCCGACCACCAUCCGAUGGCAAGCGCAGCUGGCGAACUCCGCCAGCUUCAUCGGAUCGGUCCUUUUCCCGCUGAGGCGAGUCUCGACGAGCGACGGCCGAUUCGGCGUCUCCACGGUGCUGCGCGUCCACAAGCCCGGCGAUUCGGGGCGCGGGUUUAGGAUAUCGCUGAAGAUGUGGGACGAGAUGGCUGAGACAUCGUGGAAGCAUUUAAGGCCAAAGGAUUUCGUGUAUGUUUCAGGUCAAUUGGGAAGCUACGAGAAGGCUUCUGAGGGUGGACAGAGCAGAACUUAUUAUGAGGUGAUUGUGAAAGAGUUAAACUAUGUCGCUCAAACUUGUAGAGACCAAUGUUUAUCCACAUCUGCAGAAUCGAAAUCAGGAGCUUUAUCUGAGAAGCGCAAAGAUCGCCUGCAGUUGUGGCAAAUCUUUUUUACCAAUCCAUAUGAAUGGUGGGAUAACAGAACGAGCAAGGUGAACCCAAGGCAACCUGAUUUUAAGCACAGGGAUACGGGUGAAGCCCUUUGGCUGUGCUCAGAUGAUCCUCCAUGGAUUCAAAGACAACUGGAGUUGCUUGAUUCACGAAUGGGAGAUAAAGGCCUACCAGGAAAUCAUUUUCCCCGCCGUAUCUCUCCAUGGGUGUAUGAUGAAUAGUGAUUCUUUUAUUGGCCAAGCCGAAGUGUUAAAGGGGACUUGAGAGGUUUUCCACUAUUCAACGAAGUGGAUAAUGUCCCCUAGAAAUUCUCCUGUGGCACUGAUGCAAGGCCUGUCCUUGGAAACAACAUUAUAGGAGCGGCAAAUUACCAUUCCCUGAUGGAAGGAGCGUAUAAUUUUUGCGGGACGCAAGUAUUUUCUCCUGAAAGUUGAAUUAUGAUUCAGCGUCUCCUUAUUUCUUGUGGACUUCACUGGACUGGACUGGUCAGAUGAUAUUUUCUGAAAGAUGUAUCUGGAUUCACUGAAGGUGUCUGUUAUGGAGCUCAUGAUGGUGGUCAGGGAAGUAGCGAAGAAACUCAAAGAUGAAUGGUGGUAAUCUCUGCAUUUCUGUGAUUCCUCCAAUUUUGAUUUUCCGAAGCUUCAAUAUAUAGUUUCCUCUGUCGAUUAAUUCUUUUGUAGUGCCUGUGAUGUCUAUGACCGCAAUUUACUACCUUGUCACAAAACUCAUUAAUUUUUUGCUCGUCAUACAUGAAAUUUGGUCAGUAAGUGAAUAGUGGACACGAAAAUUUCCUCUUUUUCUUGUUUAAUGUUGAGUUUGUGUUAAACGAAAAAGAACUACAA
Molecule: messenger RNA, 1559 nt
Organism: Rhodamnia argentea
Lineage: Eukaryota; Viridiplantae; Streptophyta; Magnoliopsida; Myrtales; Myrtaceae
Product: protein OSB1, mitochondrial-like
Exons: 5
Coding region: 123-938 (271 amino acids)
Biological process (GO): positive regulation of helicase activity; mitochondrial DNA replication
Cellular component (GO): mitochondrial nucleoid
Molecular function (GO): single-stranded DNA binding
Source: RefSeq, a predicted model, not a curated record